AUGGCAAGUACCGGCGCCUCGGCCGCCCUCCACUAUGUGAUCUACCGGGAUUCGAACUGCACAAAUGAUGCUGUAUGCCGAGAGGUGGUGGAAGAGACGAAGGAUCACGUUUGGACACGGGAGGGGAUGCUGUUGAGUUCGAAUGAUGGUUAUUCCGGCUUCUACUCCCAGCACGGCAGCUCCCGGGUCCUCAACACACCUAUGGACCUAUGGAAAGUCGUCAACGUCCUCUUCCGGCUCAGCGAAAAGUUUGAGGGGCUGGUUUUUAGCAUUGCGACCGACGAUGAGAAGCAAAAUCCCUUUUACCAGGAGUGCGAAAAGAACGAGGUGUUGCCAAAGUGGGCUACCGUACCCGGGUUGUUUACGAAAAAGGUAUACGGUUGCGGCGGUGUCCUCCACUGUAUCACCCCGGAAGUGACGGCGGCCAAUCCAAAAAUGCAAGGUGUUGAGAUUGUCCGCAAACUCGGCCGGCAAACGCGGAAUAUUCUGGUGACCGAGGCCGUCCAGCAGCGGAUAUUUUUGGCCAAGCAGAAGCGCUUUGGGAUGAAUCGAACUGGUGUAAGCUUGCCUGAAGAAUUUGCAUAUAUCGCAAGACAGCGCCCAGAUUUGCUUUCAAAAGCGAUCCGGGAAUUCGGAGAUGAAGAAUUUGACGAGCAGCUUACCAAGAAGCUCGAUCGACUCGAAAAAGUCAUGGUCCACGUCGAAAUCUGCGAGCCGGAUUUUAAGGUGGUGACCGCACUUGCCGAUAUCGACGGGCCGGCAGAUAUUGUUUCCUACCGAAUUGGGCACGUGCUGCUGGCGCUCGACGAAAAAUAUGCAAAUUACCAGAACGGGGUGCUGACGCCGGAGGAUCAGCUGUAUAGGAAUAUUGAAGAUGGCUUCGAGCGUGAUCGCCUCUCGGCUCUAGCGUUGGCUUUAGCAGGCCAGAAGGUCUCCACCGCGCACCAGUAUCAAAUGGCAAAAUCGCUCGUCACGGAGGCACAUCGUCAGAUUUGUAGGAAUAUUUUUAGAGAAUCGGCGGAAUCUUCUACAGAUACCAGAGAUACAGCUUGUUCUGGCGAUGAUGAAGAUCAACUUCCGGCCGAGAGGAAUAAGAACCGGAAACAGGUCUACAAGAAAAAGAAGGAUCGCCCGGAUCUUGGAAAGAAACGAACCCUAGCACCCCUGAAUCUGAAGAAGCUGAUCCCUGACGCUCCUCCAAUCGACUUUGACAUGGAGCUCGAGACCCCGACGACGUCCUCACAAUUCAAGAACUUUGAGCGAGCCGCAAACGGGGAUGAUGCCUUCUACAAGGAGAGCAGCGAGGGUGUUAGCCUGGGGGAGGAGGAGGAACUCGAAUUCUUUGCCACGCGGAGCAAGACCUCCAAGCCAGCGUUCCAUGAGAAAAUGCCAAGCCCCCGCCCCCUCUACGUCCGUGCCCCGGUCCUCGAAUCCGAUGACGGCUUCGAUUUGGCCGAUAUUUUGAGCGCGGCUCCACCUCUGGCAGCUAACGAUGAGGAGUUUGACGACAUC
This is a messenger RNA of Mesorhabditis spiculigera, 1512 nucleotides long. The record is from the annotation of a GenBank genome assembly. NCBI's taxonomy places the organism in Eukaryota, Metazoa, Nematoda, Chromadorea, Rhabditida, Rhabditidae.